Messenger RNA from Symphalangus syndactylus (siamang), 1055 nucleotides. Its product is annotated as gem-associated protein 8-like. Lineage: Eukaryota; Metazoa; Chordata; Mammalia; Primates; Hylobatidae. The record is from RefSeq and is a predicted model, not a curated record. Gene Ontology annotation, cellular component: SMN complex. Gene Ontology annotation, biological process: spliceosomal snRNP assembly.
AUGGCAGAGGCUGGGGGCCGUCGGCCUUGGCGGCGCUGGGCUGAGCUAUGGCCGGCGGCGAGCGCUCGCGACCCGCGAUUCCACACGAUCAAUCCGCGCGACCGAGAGCGGCGUUACCAGCCCGGGAGCCGCAGGCCACAGCGAGGCUGGGGAGGCGGGGCCGACCGGCGCUACCAGCCCCCUCGGCGCGGCCUGCUAUUGGCUGACGUGGGCUGGUGGGCGGGCCCUCGAGUGGGGGGCGGGAAGCAGCAGGACUCCCCCUGCAGUUCUUCACAUUUCAGAGGGUCUGGGCAGCAUCCACAUAGCAGCAGUAGGAUCCAGGCAUCCACAAGAGAAGACCAAGCUUUAUCCAAGGAGGAAGAGAUGGAGACUGAGUCAGAUGCAGAGGUAGCAUGUGACCUGAGCAAUAUGGAAAUCACCGAAGAGCUCCGCCAGUACUUUGCAGAGACGGAGGGGCACAGAGAACUACGGUGGCGGCAGCAGCUAGAUGCGGAGCGCCUAGACAGCUACGUGAACGCUGACCACGACCUGUACUGCAACACCCGCGGGUCGGUAGGGGCCCCAACUGAGAGGCCUGCUGAGCGGCGCCAGGCCGAGAUGAAGCGUUUGUACUGGGACAGCGCCGCCAAGAUCCAGGCCAUGGAGGCUAUGGUGCAGCUGAGCUUUGACAAGCACUGUGACCCAAAGCAGCCCAAUUACUGGCCGGUCAUCCACCUGACGUUCUGAGCUCAGGGCACAGGGCACCCAGCCUCUUCCUCUUCCUUUUGGAUACACGCUCUUCAUCUCUCUUUCUGUGCAUUUCUCAGGGAAAGGGGACUUUGUACUGAGGUACAGGCAUGUUCACCACAGUCCCAGUGGGCCUGUCACGGAGUGGACGUACUAUGCCAGCCACUUGGAGGUCGGCAGGAUAUAUUCUGUUGCCAAUAUGAUAAAUUUUAUCCUGACAUAAAAUGAUAAUUUUGUAUAUAUUAUACUGGUUUUUUAUGUUGUCGGUAACAGUUCAAUUCCUUAAAGUUCUUGCCUAGAGAGAAAAAAUAAUAAUUCUAAAACAUGAA